This is a messenger RNA of Haplochromis burtoni (Burton's mouthbrooder), 5804 nucleotides long. It is a transcript of the gene adra1ab, whose product is annotated as adrenoceptor alpha 1Ab. Gene Ontology annotation, cellular component: membrane. Gene Ontology annotation, molecular function: alpha1-adrenergic receptor activity. Gene Ontology annotation, biological process: adenylate cyclase-activating adrenergic receptor signaling pathway; positive regulation of cytosolic calcium ion concentration; phospholipase C-activating G protein-coupled receptor signaling pathway. The transcript is spliced from 3 exons. The record is from RefSeq and is a predicted model, not a curated record. Bases 494 to 1861 code for a protein of 455 amino acids. Lineage: Eukaryota; Metazoa; Chordata; Actinopteri; Cichliformes; Cichlidae.
GACAGCAGGAGGGAGAGAAGCACUUGACUUUGCUUUCCGUGCUGUCUGCGGCUGACACUGUGACAAAUGACAUGCUUUCAGAGAAAAUUAGCUGAAUUCCGGUGAGAUCUGCGCACAUGGAUGAAGGUAAAGCCUUUUCGUUAUGGCAAGACAUGACACCCCAAAUCCAUCUGUGACUGCCACUUGAGCAUUUGUCAUUUUUAUUAAGCUUUUCCAGACUAAAUAUGGCAAACUGUGGCAGUGUUACUCUUCCAGCAUAAGACGUUCUGCCAAGCAACCCUGGCCACAUGAUCACUGGAGUGCUGGCAAGAGCCACUGUACCUACAAAUUAACUGGAAGAGCAGUUUAUGCAGCUGUAAAAGCUUUUAUCCUCUGCGCUGGGAGGAGCGGAAGACGGCAGAGGGUUGGAGCUGAAGUAAUUAAAGAACAGAUGUGGCAUGAGUGUCAUCAAUUUGCAAGACACUUUACAUCUUAAUGCAACCAGCAGAUUACAAUGUUUCCUGCAGAGAACAUGAGUGUUUAUUCUGCAGCAGGUCUUUGUCCAAACUGCAGCUCCUCCGCCCACCCAGAGGUGGAUGUAGCCAAGGCAGUCGUCCUGGGGAUGGUGCUGGUGGUCUUUGUAGUGUUUGGGGUCCUCGGAAACAUCUUGGUCAUCCUGUCUGUGCUGUUCCACCACCACUGGCGCUCGGUGACACAUUACUUCAUUGCCAACCUGGCAGCAGCAGACCUGCUGCUCAGCUCUGCUGUCCUGCCCUUCUCCGCCACCUCAGAGGCUCUCGGCAGGUGGGUGUUUGGCCGGUCCUUCUGCAGCGUAUGGGCCGCCCUGGAUGUCCUCUGCUGCACUGCCUCUAUCCUCAGCCUGUGUGUGAUUUCUAUUGACCGCUACCUGGCUGUCAGCUACCCCCUGCGUUACCCCGCUAUAGCUACCGGACGGCGAGGCCUGACCGCGGUGGCUGCUCUCUGGGGACUCUCAGCAGCUAUAUCUGUUGGCCCUCUAUUCGGCUGGAAAGAGCCCGACCCAGAGGACGAGACAGUGUGCCGAAUUACAGAGGAGCCUGGCUACGCCUUGUUCUCAGCCUUAGGAUCUUUCUAUAUACCACUGGUCAUCAUCCUGGCCAUGUACUGUCGUGUAUAUACCGUGGCGAAGAGAGAGACCAAAACCCUGAGGAAAGGGAGGAAAGGAAAGGGGGUAGAGAUGGAGGGGGUGAUGCUGAGGAUACACAGAGGGAACGCUGCUCAGAUAGGGAAGCAGGAGGGUGACGAGGGGACCGCAAUGCAUAAACGCUCCUCCUUUUCCCUACCAAGGCUGCUGAAGUUCUCAAGAGAAGAAAAAGCAGCCAAGACUCUUGGCAUUGUCGUUGGAUGCUUUAUUAUGUGCUGGCUGCCUUUUUUCCUGGUUUUGCCCAUCGGAUCCAUCUUCCCAUCCUGUAAGCCUCCUGAAACCAUCUUUAAAAUAACCUUCUGGCUGGGUUACCUCAACAGCUGCAUUAACCCCAUUAUCUACCCGUGCUUUAGCCAGGAGUUCAAGAAAGCCUUCCACAGCGUGCUGCGUGGCCAGUGCCUGAGAACUGCUGUGCCGACUACUUCUCAAACCCUAGGACACAUCACCACCCACUCCUCCGACCCAGGCCCAGUGCAAGAACCUGUCACCCUUUCUUCAUUGACUUGCUGUAGAGUGCUGUCGACCUCAUCCUCAUCUGCUGAUGGUGUAGACCAAUCUCAGAGUGCACAAGGCCAGAGUAAGAGUCUUCUGAAGGCAUGGUGUUUCUCAGCAAGUCAAACUCCAGUGCCAGAGAAGGCCUCCAACAGAUCUGCUAAGGUCUUACACCUUUCCCUCGGCAUUACAGGAGAGGCUGUUUGACAGCUUUCACUUCGACAUCUAUGUAAAACUUUUACAUAUAAUUAUAUUUCACAGAGACAUUAGAGUGCAGGUCUAGCCAAUAAUGGCUUGAGCUUUUGAUGGUGCCUCGUUGCAUGACACGUCAUUUGGAGAGCUAGUAAGUAAUACUUGUAUUCUCACAACAGCCACUACUGAGCUUCACUUGAACGGGGCAUUAAAUGUCAAAAUUUUCAAGAGGAGCUUUUCAGCUGCCAGCAAGUAGGAGCCUGUGACUGUCCAGCAAGUGAAUUUAGGAACAGAUGCAAAGCUCUUUUGGUUUGAGAAUGCAAGUUAAAAGCCCUUUUGGCAAGUUUCUAGGAUAGAAAGUAUAACCAUCCCUGAAUGCCAAGGAAUAAAUGAGAUAACAGAAACGUAUAGAAACGCUAUUGUAAGAGAACUCUGGAGACAUGAUAUUUUUUGAAUAUUAGUGGUAUUUCUUCAGAUUGCACAAAAACCCUUAAGGGUGAGAUACUCAAAAGUCAUGGAAAUAAUUAGUAUUCAGCGAAAGCUUUGAGAAAGCGUAAGAUAGAGGAGGGUGUGUGUUGCAUGUGUGACCUUUGCUUUAAAGAGAUGAAACAAUUUCCUAAAAGAAAAAGUUGAAAAUUGCAUUCCUUGGUGAGUACUGGGUAAAAAAAAAAGGACAUUUUUACAGCACAGCACAGUUUACAGAUUUAAAGUGGAAGAGUUUUGCUUUGCUGUUUGUUUGGGUUCUUUGGAAAUUGUGUUAAAAAUCAGCUUUCAGUGUUUUACAGCAUUGCUUGUGUGAAUACUGGCUUCCUGCUGGUGUACGACUUGUGCUUUAUUCUGGUUAUUUAAAACUGAUGCACGCGCAUUCAAAACUGCAAUGGUUCUUCUCAUCUGUAAGAUGCAUCCAUAAGGUUUUUUGUGCAGAAGGACUCUAAAAUGAGCUGACAAAAACUCAGGCUUGAUGUGCAUUAUUACCUCAUUAAAAAGAAGCUAUGGCUAACAUAAGAAGACAUUUCUCUGCUUACACAUCCAGCAGAGCAACAUUACCAUCCUCUAACAAUGUGUUUUACUGUCCACCUGAUGAGUGAAAGUCUAACAGUAACUCUCAUUUUAGCUGCGUUUUGCUGUCUAACAAAUCCUAAUUAAAAUGCCUGUUUAAUAGAUACCAUCAGCCUGGCCUUUGGUGCAGGGCCAGAACAAAAACAAUGAGCCAAAAGAAGACUGAAUCUUUGUGAGCCAAUUACAUUCCAGUUCCUAGUGCAACAAUUAAGUGAAAUCAAUUUUCUUCAACUCAGAUGUAAUUUGAGACAUAAGUGGCAGUUACGUUACCAGUCGUGAUUAAGUUAGCUGUGUGACAGAGUAUGAAAAUACAAAGAAAAAGUGUGUGGGAGAACACAGCUGUGAAGUGUGCUUUAACAAUGUGCCUGGAAUCAUUUGGACACAUUGGAGAGUUUACUCCUUGUGUAAAAAAAAAUCAAAUCAAAUCAAAUGAAUGUGCUAUUUACUGAUCAAAUUACCUAUGUUAUAUCUCCAGCAGUGGAGGAAAGCUGUUAUCAUUAAAUCCAAAAUGACCCUCUUAUAGAUGCACUGUUUGCCAGUGACACUGCCAUAAUGGUUUCACAUUUUAAUUAAUCGACUUACAAAAUUCUAAACUGGUAAUGUCAGAGGACAGGAUACCAGAUCUCUAUGUGAAUUAACCCCACCCCUAAAAAUACCCUGUGACAGAAAAAUCUUAUCACUGAAUUUCCAUUUGUUUGACUCAGGACUGUCAAUAUUCAGUUUACCUGGAAUGACCCCCCAUGGCCUUUACUAGAGAUGCACCGAUUGAAAUUCUCCUGGAGCAUUCCAAUGUUGUAGCUUAUCGAAACAAAAAUCUCCUUUCAUCAGGGUGAAAAAAACCUAUUUUUUUUUUAAAUAAAAGAAGCAACAGUAAGUUUCAUGAUUUUCUCUUUUUAAAAUGUAUGCAUCAUUGAUUGUGCCCCUGUUGUAUGGCACAUUUUACCUUAAGAAAUAGAAACAUGACCAUUAUAUUUAUAUGACAAAACAAAUGUCAGGUACGUAUGUAAUUGUCUGGCUUAUUUAUUGUGAUCAGAGGUUUAAAUAUACUCAUCAUGGGCAUGAAUACCAUGGUAAUUUGAGUUGUUUUUAACUCUUUCUUUAAGCUGUUCUCUUUCCAGGGUAAAAUGAUGGUACAGCACACAUCUUUAAAGACUUUCAAAAACAAGAAUCGGUUGCACAAGUUUGAAUCUGUUUUGGAUUUUCUCUAAUCCACACAGGCUCAUAAUUAUGCAUCCAUCCCUGCUAAUGUUUAGUUAAUUGUCCCUUAGCAAGUUGCACCUCUGCCAGACACAUUUGGUAGCUAUCAACAAAUGUCUGGGAUAAUUUGUGCUGGAUAUUUGAUCUUCUUGGCAGAGUUGGUAGAGUGUAUUUAAACUGAUGGGGUUCCUGAGCCUUGGUGCUUCCUGGGUUGGUUCUAAGAGUGACAGUUUAGGUCAUCUUCCAGACCUCAGAUAAGUGGUGACACAACAAAAUAACUCAUACUUGUUCUGAUUAUUGAUAAAUCCAAUGAGUGCUGUCAAAAAAAGAACAGUUCAGAAAUGAUUACAAAUAGAAAUAUCAUGGCAUUGAUGUCUAUGACAUGUGUAUCCAAACCUCUGACCACAACUGUAAAUUCAGCAGCUAACAGGACAUCAACCCUUUUCCUCUCUUUCAUUUCUCUUGUAACAGCUUUGAUCCUUUGCUCAUACUGAGGCUUUUGUUUUGUGGCUGGCUCUGGGGACUGUAUGGCUUUAACUUUUUCCACUUUGCCUCUCUCGGCUUUUUCAGACUGUCCAUUUUAAGUUCAGCUCAGUGAAGGUGAUUUAAGUGAUUGGGUGACCCUGGCCAAAUGAUCGGUGCAUCUCUAGUGUUUACUUUAAUCACUUCUGCAAUUAAAUGCUUUUUUAAUGUUGUAAGUUUAUGAAAUGCCAACAUUAUCCUGUCAUCAGUACUUGAAACUGUUAAUGAAUUAUUUUGUAUCACAUCAAUAACUGAAAACUUUACAGCGGUACUGCAGUUUAAUUAAAUUACAUUGCAUGAAAGUAAAAAGCAGCAGAAAACAAAUACAGAAAUAAAUAACAGUCUAAAAAAAUGAAUGCUCUGAAAUGAGCAUUCUGUGUCUAUAUUGAAAUUGAGUUUAAAUCUGUUCAUUAACUAAAAACCAGUGUAUAAACAAACAAAAUGCAUUCCUGUGUCAAGAUAAGCUGAAUUCUUCAUUCAAAAAAACAAAACAAAAAAGAACAUGUUGUGAGCAUUGAUUCAUACCUUUAAAAUGUGCUUUGGGUGUCUUAUCUUCUCUAAAAAGUUAUGUUUUUUUGUCUUUUUUUAAACUAUAAAUCCUUUGCUUCCUUGAGUUAUAAGUUGUUUUUCUUCACAGCAUUCGGAUUAAAAAGCGUUCUUCUACCCUACAGACAUCGUAGCAGUGAUGAAUACCUGAGAUGAGCUUAUCUGCAAAACGCAGACUGUAGAAAGAAUUCCCAGAAAACAAGCGAUUUGUCAUUUAACAAUAACCUAAGGUCUGUAAGAGGAGUUUCUUUCAUCCUGCUUUGCUCUCAAGGAUUUCUGCUGUAACGUCUCUUGUUUAUUGUCCAGUAGCUCUAAUUUUCAAUAGCAGCAUAAAUAUAGAACACGUAUUCUUAUCUCCAUGGCUUCACUCAUGUUUCAUUGUGAAAUCAAACUACAGAGUCCGUCCUCACAUUUCUCUGUUUUGUUUAAAUUCACAUCUUUGGACUGCGGGCACAGCCUCGAAAACUAAUGACUCAUAACACAAUAUCACUGCAAGACAGGGUACAUGGAGAGGGAGAAUCAUCACACAGCUCCUUUCUGGGUGAACACACAUCCACGCCCAAGUGAUUUGUGCCCAUCCAUGUGUGUGUCUACCAGUUUUUUAUGUGCAUGUGUGUGUGUAUGUGUGUGUGUG